AUGUCUCCCAAAACCGCUGUUCUUACCGGCAAAGCCCCCAAACCGCUCCCUGUCUUCUCCCAGGCCAUUGUUCAUAAUGGCAUGAUAUACUGUUCUGGGAGCAUCGGAGUAGAUCCAACCACGAACAAACUCGUCUCCGGCGGAGUUGCAGAGAGAACAAACCAAGCGCUGAAGAACCUCGCAGCUGUCUUGGAGGCUGGCGGCAGCAGCUUGAAAAAUGUGGUCAAAAUCAAUGCAUUCAUCACUACCAUGGACGACUUUGCCGAGAUGAACAAAGUAUAUGAAACAUUCUUUAAGGACGAACCGAAGCCAUGUCGAACUUGCGUUGCGGUGAAACAGCUGCCCUUGGAUACUGACGUUGAGAUCGAAUGUAUAGCUUAUUUGUACGAAUUACCCUGUCUAUAUACACUCAAAGUCGACUCUGGCUUGCUAACUGCGAAGCGCAAAUAUAGGAAUGAGGCCAAGGCUAAACUUUAA
Molecule: messenger RNA, 477 nt
Organism: Arthroderma uncinatum
Lineage: Eukaryota; Fungi; Ascomycota; Eurotiomycetes; Onygenales; Arthrodermataceae
Product: yabJ
Exons: 3
Coding region: 1-477 (158 amino acids)
Cellular component (GO): cytosol; mitochondrion
Molecular function (GO): deaminase activity
Source: RefSeq, a predicted model, not a curated record